Messenger RNA from Trichoderma asperellum CBS 433.97, 1524 nucleotides. RefSeq lists its product as uncharacterized. Lineage: Eukaryota; Fungi; Ascomycota; Sordariomycetes; Hypocreales; Hypocreaceae. The record is from RefSeq and is a predicted model, not a curated record.
AUGGCGUCCAGCGCAGAAAGGAGGGAGCUUGACGAGGAGCUCCAGCCAGCGCCUGAGGGCGAACAGGUCUUGGAGCAUCCUCCCAGUGGGCAUUCAUCUUCGGACGCAUCUCAUGGAUCUCCUCCCUUGACGGAGCCGUCGACAAGUGCAUCAGGCUCCUCGGGCCACGGAGCUCUCCACUUCGUGAACAUGUCCCACCCGGAAGAUAUCCGCCGGCAGAGCAACGUUCAGCGAGAAAUCCGCAGGCACGUAAUGAAAGGCGUAAGCGACCACCGGGGGCGUCUACGCGGAAGAAGGAAACCCUUCUCGCAAGAUGGUGCCCAGAAUAGCCGGCGGCCUGCGCAUCCGGAGAGCCCUUCGCCCAGCCGGUCGCUGGCCCCCCUCGGAAGCUUCCCAGUUCAGACUAACAUGCGCAUGCUCGAGCUCGUCCGCUUCGCCAACGAAGUGACCGACUUUUACGUUCCGUUUCGAGUCGCCUGGUGGGAGGUUGCUCUAAUGGACCCCGGCGCCUUCUACGUCACCCUUGGCAACUCGGCCGACUUCUGGCGCAGACUCAACACGAAUGAUAUCAUGGCCAAGACUCCAGAGAUUAUGAGACACUACUCACAGUCACUUAUCGAAUUGAGACGGCGCUUAGAUGACGACUCCGAAAGGGCAAAACCCGGCACUAUUGCUAACAUUUUGGCACAUGUCUGCCUCAACAUGAGACACUGCGACUGGAACAGCUGGAGAGUACACAUCGAUGGGCUGGAGCUUGUUUUGAAGGCCCGAGGCGGAUUUGAGAGUUUGCCGUAUCAGAUGGUCGUCUUGACGCUUUACUACGACAUCUGUGGUGCCAUGGUGUUUGAUUCUCUACCCCGGUUCUCAGUGGCACCUGGUCUUGUCACCGCCAAUUCGUCCAUCAGAGCAGCACCGCCGAGAUUGCAAACGAUACUCCUGCAGCUACAGCAAAUGCCACCCGACAUUUCUAUUGCUGCGAAUGCUCUUCAGAAGGUAUCAGACAUCGCCGACAUUGUAAACCUCAACAGCCACUCUGCGGCUUUCUGGAAGAAGGAUGUUGAUGCUAUCCUCUUAAUCGGCCCGCCAAUGCACUAUCUUUUGUCCAUGCCAAGGCUACCGACAGAGUUCGCGACUCUACUUGGCGCCGGGGAUCUUGUCGUGCGAGAGCUAAUACGGCUUGUGUGUGUCCUCAUUAUGUCAGCUGUGAAGGAAAGAUUCGCCUUCUUUACUGUUGAGAAAGGUACAAUACAGGCCAAGCUUGCCCAAUUUAUAGCAUCCAACUUGCAGUAUAUCGGCUCUGAAUAUCGUGAUAUUAAAAUUUGGGCACUGAUCACAGCGGCCUUGUUAGAGGAGCGCACUAUGCGGGAGUUGUAUUUGAUCAAGCUAGAGGAGGAAGCGUUGGCGAGUCAGAACUCGUCGGAGAGCUUGGUCAAUAUUGCAAGGGAGAUUAUUUGGCUUGAUUGCUUGGAAUCUUCGGGCUCCGAUGAGCUGGUACACGAUAUGAAUCUUGAAUUUGGAUCCUGA